Dovyalis caffra is the source of this 609-nucleotide messenger RNA. NCBI's taxonomy places the organism in Eukaryota, Viridiplantae, Streptophyta, Magnoliopsida, Malpighiales, Salicaceae. The record is from the annotation of a GenBank genome assembly.
AUGGUGGAGCAAUGUGUGAGCAAUGGUCAUAGAAAGAAAUCGGUUGCUAAAAAUGGCAAAAAAGAGAGCAAAGUAGCAGAAAAAACAGAGGCGCAGAGGAGGACGAGUGAUAGAAUCAAGAGCAAGCAGAGAGAAGAGAAGGAGAAAUUGGUGAGAAAGAGAGUACAGAUUUUGGAGGAGCAAGAAGAAAAAGGAAACCCUAGAAAGAGACCGAAUGUUAAUGUGACUGAGGAGGAGGAGGUUGUGAUGGCUGAAAAGAUGGUAAAUCAGGUUUUGGGGUCAACUGAAGUGCAAAAGGAGGCGACUUUAAGUGAUUCUGGUGGUGCGGGUAAUGUGGUGGCUGAGAAAGGUGCUGGUAAUGUGGUGGCUGGGAAAGGUGCGGGUAAUAUGGUGGCUGAGAAAAGUGCUACCGUUAAAGUUAAGGACACUUUAAGGUUGUUUAACAAGUUUUAUCUCCAGUUAGUGCAGGAAGAAGAGCUGAGGUGUGCGAAAGCCAAAGUUGAUAAAAAGGUCUCCAAAGUUCCAAAAAAGACCUCCAAAGGUUCAAAAAAAUCAGUUGAUAAAUCGAAGGUCGAUGGGGAUAGAGAUGCUCUGGAAGCUCUUACUUGA